Messenger RNA from Cucurbitaria berberidis CBS 394.84, 220 nucleotides. RefSeq lists its product as uncharacterized. The record is from RefSeq and is a predicted model, not a curated record. Bases 11 to 166 code for a protein of 51 amino acids. The transcript has a single exon. NCBI's taxonomy places the organism in Eukaryota, Fungi, Ascomycota, Dothideomycetes, Pleosporales, Cucurbitariaceae.
UUCAUCUGCUAUGGUGAGUCCUCAGAAGCGCCCCCACAGGUGCAACGCCCCCACAACUCUCGUAAUAUCCUCACAACCGUCCAUACCAUUACAUCCCGUUGACACGCCCGACGCCGCCACCAACAAGCUCAAUCCUAACCCAUACAUCCUCUCCUCGACACGUUAGUCGCUAGGAUAACUGAGCUAGAUGCGGCGCGGGCUCCCCCUAGCUGCGCGACCG